UAGCAAAUAUCUAACUCCAUCAUUUAAGAGUUAAAUCAUAAGAAGGGAACCACCGUAAGUGUUACCAAUGAAAUAAAACUUGUAACAAUUCUAAGGGUUGUUUGAUGUCAUGAAUCAAGCGCCACAGCAGCACCCCUCAGUCUGACACCAUGACAACCGCAGCGCGCGAACGCUGGAAUCUCUGCAGCUGCCGCGAAGCCCAGUAUGAAGACAAGAUGCCGCCAUGCGAACGCGAGACACACUUGUUCCUUUGAAAUAUUCCUCGCUCCGCACUUUUGGAAAAAGACGUCGAAGAUUCGCAAAACCACCUGUAUCUAGCCUCCGUUGGCAAUGUUACACGGGCUUUCUGUUAGCUAAACCUUAAUAUUUCUGUGGCGUAAGAACUGCGCUGGGUUGAAUACACUGAAGUAAGCCGCGCGCAUAGGAGCUAUGAAAUGCGCAUUGGAGUCAGGAAUGCUCCUCGUGGCGUUUACGCGUGAAGAACCCACUGGGGCGUUUGUGCUGUGCGUGUUAAUGCAUGUGUGGGAUAGUGAGCAAGGAAAAUAGAGGAAAAGAAAAGAGGCUUGAAUUUGCCGUACGCGUUCCACAGGCUCUCCAUGGGGAUUAUGAGGAUCUCGUGAGUACGCCAAUGAUAAUUCGUAUUCCAGACUCCUCAGCCACAUAAGAAGACCACGGAACACCCUCCUCAGAGACCCCUUGUUUGAUAACGAGGAGCGAUUAAAUAUCCACAUAGUAAAGCGCAUCAGCAUCCAUCAUGAAUCCCAUGUCACAUCUAUACUACAAAAAGAGCAGCUACUCUCCAUACCGAGACAGAAUCCCUCUACAGAUUGUCCGGGCAGAGGUAGAGCUGUCUCUAGAAGAGCGCUCGUUCCUUUCAGCUGUAGAAAAGGGCGACUAUGCAGGGGUCCAGCAUGCACUACGUGAGGCGGAGGUCUAUUACAACAUUGACGUCAACUGCGUGGAUCCGCUGGGACGCAGUGCGUUAUUAAUCGCUAUUGAGAAUGAGAACCUUGAGGUGAUGGAGCUGCUUCUGGAUCAUGGAGUGAACACUGGAGAUGCUCUUCUCUAUGCCAUUCGUAAAGAAGUGGUGGGAGCCGUAGAGUUACUGUUGUCUCACAGGAAACCCAGUGGAGAGAAACAGGUUCCAUCAUUAAUGAUGGACACCCAGUUUUCAGAGUUCACACCUGACAUCACUCCCAUCAUGCUCGCCGCCCACACAAACAACUAUGAGAUCAUCAAACUCUUGGUCCAACGCAAAGUCACCAUUCCUCGGCCGCACCAGAUACGCUGUGAUUGUGUGGAGUGUGUGUCCAGCUCUGAGGUGGACAGCUUGCGUCACUCUCGGUCCCGUCUCAACAUCUAUAAAGCACUAGCCAGCCCCUCUCUCAUUGCCCUCUCCAGUGAAGAUCCCAUCCUCACUGCCUUCAGACUGGGCUGGGAACUGAAGGAGCUCAGCAAAGUGGAGAACGAGUUUCGACAAGAGUAUGAGGAGCUUUCUCAGCAGUGUAAGCUUUUUGCUAAAGACCUGCUGGACCAGGCACGUAGUUCCCGUGAGCUGGAGACCAUUCUCAAUCACCGUGAUGACCAGAGCGAGGAGUUGGACCCGCGAGAGUGCCGAGACUUGGCCAAACUCAAGCUGGCCAUUAAAUAUCACCAGAAAGAGUUUGUGGCUCAGCCAAACUGUCAGCAGCUCUUGGCCACACAAUGGUAUGACGGUUUUCCUGGCUGGCGGCGCCGUCACUGGGCAGUUAAGCUGGUCAUGUGCUUUAUUAUCGGCCUGCUCUUCCCUGUCUUCUCAGUGGUCUACCUGCUGGCUCCAAAAAGCACGCUGGGGCUCUUCGUCAAAAAACCCUUCAUCAAAUUUAUUUGCCACACAGCUUCCUACCUCACCUUCCUCUUCCUCCUCCUCCUGGCUUCACAGCACAUAGCACGCACCAACCUACACAUGCAGGGCCCUCCACCCACUGUGGUGGAGUGGAUGAUACUACCUUGGGUGCUAGGCUUUAUAUGGGCUGAGAUUAAGGAGAUGUGGGAUGGAGGUUUUACUGUGUACGUCCAUGACUGGUGGAACCUGAUGGACUUUGCCAUGAAUUCUCUGUAUUUGGCCACAAUAUCGCUAAAGAUCGUCGCGUAUGUCAAGUAUAACAGUUCUCGUCCACGAGAGGAAUGGGAGAUGUGGCAUCCGACGCUGAUUGCUGAGGCUUUGUUUGCCAUUGCUAACAUCUUCAGCUCACUUAGGCUCAUCUCCCUCUUCACGGCCAACUCUCACCUUGGCCCGCUGCAGAUUUCUCUUGGCCGCAUGCUGCUGGAUAUCCUCAAGUUCCUCUUUAUCUACUGUCUAGUGCUGCUGGCCUUCGCCAAUGGACUCAACCAGCUUUACUUUUACUACGAGACAGAGGCGGCAGAUGAACCCAACCACUGCAAGGGGAUCCGCUGCGAGAAACAGAACAAUGCCUUCUCUACGUUAUUUGAAACACUUCAGUCUCUGUUCUGGUCGAUAUUUGGCCUGCUGAAUCUGUAUGUAACAAAUGUGAAAGCUCGGCAUGAGUUCACUGAGUUUGUUGGAGCCACUAUGUUUGGAACCUACAAUGUCAUCUCACUGGUGGUUCUCCUUAACAUGCUCAUCGCUAUGAUGAACAACUCCUACCAGCUCAUUGCUGACCAUGCUGACAUCGAGUGGAAGUUUGCUCGAACCAAGCUGUGGAUGAGUUAUUUCGAUGAGGGCGGGACACUCCCCCCACCAUUCAACGUCAUCCCAAGUCCUAAGUCAUUCUGGUACCUGUGUCGAUGGGUACACGGGCGGCUCUGCGGGUCGGAGGCUGCUCCGCCUGAAGAAGGCCCCCAUAAACAUGAGAAUCUGAAGGAGUUUACGGAAAAGCAUGCUGACAGGCUGAUACAGAAUCAGCAUUAUCAGGAGAUCAUCCGUAGUCUAGUGAAGAGAUAUGUGGCAUCCAUGAUCCGCAACGCCAAGACAAGCGAAGGGCUGACAGAGGAGAAUUUUAAGGAGCUGAAACAGGACAUUUCCAGUUUCCGCUAUGAAGUUUUGGACCUUCUCGGCAACCGAAAGCCGCCCCGACGGAACUAUUCCUCCAGCAGCGAGGCGACGCUUCGAGACGAGAUCAGCGACGAUGGCGAGGCCUGUCACCACAGCGAUGGGAGCAGCGUCGGGGCAAAAGGUGUGUCUUUCAAAACCAUCACACCUUCGGAUCCAUCGUACGGAGUCUCCGCCCUCUUUCACUCCAUAUCCGGAAUAGAGGUCGCCACAUCGACGACAGCGGCAUCGUCUGCAUACAGGGAGGGUAAACCAAAGAUCAACGGACUGAGGAAGAACCCCUCACCCUCCUCUUCCCUUUCAUCAGUGGCUCCAGCUAGACCUGCACUUUCACGAACUUGGAGGCGCUUUUCACGCUUCUCUAGUUCAAAGAAGAACUCUUUCAGACGUCUCGGGCUGCUGUUCUCACGCAUGGGCAGCCACCUUCCACAGCCUGCAGGUGUUACUGCUGCAACCUACACUAUUUCAGAUGGAUUGCUUCAACCGCCGGGGGCUUGGCAUGACUUGGGCUUCACUAGGGGCGAUGGUCCCGUCACCCGCAGCGAUACCAACCUUAAUCAGGUGGACGUGGCUGUUUUAAAUGAGGGCGACAGUGGCAUGACAACAAAUGGCCAGAGAGCUAACAGAAGGGAUGUUUUACUGACAUUAGGACCUCUAUCCCCACCCUCCUCCCUGCACUGUGCUUCCAGUUUCUCCGCCUCCAGUUCCCGCCUCCUGGACUCAAACGAGGACGUGUUCCAGGGAUUGGUCGGGCCCUGUGGUGGACCAACGCCAGACUCCUCCCACAGGCUAACGGAACAGGACGAUUCGGUGACCACACAGCUAUAGUUUUGCGAGUAUGUACUGUACAGCACUUUGAUAAUAACAAUAAUCAGUGAUUAUAUCAAUAACUAUUACCUUAACCACAACCAAUUCUUCUGUUUUUUUUUUUUUUGUUUGCUGCUGCAAUAUUUGUUUCGAUAUUUCUUUUUGAGAUUUAACCAAAUCGAAAGUCAUUUACAAGGCAGAUGGGAUGAGUAAAUGAAAUGAUGGACGACAAGAGAAUCAGAAGGGACAGAAAAGUGCUACAGUCAACAGAGCAGAUAAAUGCAAAGCAGGUUGCAUUUUUGUGUCUUGGUUACAUUACAUAAUUAAAGGGAUAGAUCACACAAAUAUGUCAUUCUGAACCUGUACGAUUUCUUUUUCCUUGUACAGAAGAUAUUUUGAAGACAAACUUUGCUUACCAGUGACUUCUAUAGUCCAUUUCCACAGUUAUUAACAUCAUAAAUCUAGCAGCGGUUUUAUAUUUUCAUCUUUUUUAUUUUACAUUUUCAUAUUCAUUUUACAUUUAUAACACUGUGUUUUCUUACCGUGGCAUUGAAUUUCAUAAAACUAGUGAACACUGCUGCGUGAGUGUUUCUAAUACUACAUCAGCCGAGGGAGUGACAGCAAAUCUGACAUUUUCUGACUAUCGUAAUAAGUUUCUCUAUAUUUUUUUUCCUCUUUUAGAAUUCAUUGAAUCACUGUUGUUGAUUUUUUUUUUUUUUUUUUUUACUAUUGCGGCGAAUGGAAAUGUAUAAAUAUUAUAUUAUUUGUAGUUUCUAUUGACCACUAUAGAUGUUGACCCAACUGUGGCGAUUUCCACUUCUAAGAACCGCAGCGUUGUGAAAAUGGAAAAAGACAUAUCUCAAAAUAUCUUCUUUUAUGUUCCACAGAAGACAGUAAGUCAUACAGAUUUGGAACGGCAUGAGGGUGAGUAAAAGUUCAUUUUCGGUUGAACUGUCAAUAAAUAAUUAAUAAUAAUAAUAAUAAUUCUCAAUACAUAUUCCAGACGUCAUUGUGUAUGAUUAAUCAAUGCAUUUUAGUCCAAAGAUAAAAAUGUUUGUCUUCGUUAAAAAAUGAGUCAGUGUCUAAAACACCUUUUCUUUUAGUUAAGUAGUAUGUGCAGGCUGCUUUAAUGCUGGUUAAAGUUCUUUUUAAAAAGGUUACAACAAUAAUAGCAAAUAAUUGAUAGGUUUGCAAACUGUUACCAUUGGGGAAGGUAAACUUGACCUUCAUGGAUAAAACCAAGUCCCAUCCCACUUUAUUUAUUACAUUUAUUUAUUUAUUUUUAUAAUGAAUAUCAAAUAUAUUAGUAAAAUAGUUCAUAAGUGCUAACCCUAAACCACAGUAGUCAACCAUUUCAUGUCAUUCAAUCGAAAACAACUCGGAAGCAUUGUCAUAUCAUAUAUUACAUUUUUAGAGAAAGUUCUUAUUGGCAAAUUUUCCUCAGUUGGAAAAAUUGUAAAAAAAUAAAAAUAUUGUAUAAAAAAUAUCAGUGAGCGGUUGGCAGGUGAAGGUUUUUCACUUUAGUGCUAUGAUAUGUACACAUCAUAGUGUGAUAUUACUCGUGUUAUGCACCCGGAGGGCUGAAGUUAUGCUAGAAUCUAACAUGACUGAAAUCUUAUUUUUGUAUUUUGAAUAGCAUGUACAAACGAUUUAAUUUCAAGACUGUUUUAGUCUAGACAGACAUUAUUUAUACAUUAUACUAUAAUAAUGUUUUUUUUUUUUUUGGACUGCUUACUUUUUACUGUAUGUGAAUAUAAAUUAGCAUUAUUAUAAUAAUCAGGUAUGGGGGAGAUAUCCAGGGACAUGCAUCGAAUAAGACAUCCCCCUGCUCUGUGAAUGCUGAGAAACCAUGUACAGCGCCUUGGAAAAAUAGUCAGACAUUUAACCAACUCUGAUAUCUUAUUGUAUUACGACAUUGAACUUGUAAUUGAAAAUAUAAGUAAAAAUUGGUGAAGGGGCACAAAUAAUAAAAAAAUGUUAGCAUAGAUAAUCAGUUUGAAAAUAUAUAAUGAUGUGGUAUUUAUAUUAAAUAUUAAUGUCUUAAAGGCACUGUGUUAACAUUUUUGAGUGUUGCUAUCAUCAAAAGGUUCCAAGAUAUUACUAUGCAGGGAUUGAAUGCAACAAAACAGUGUCACAUUUUAGGAAAUCUGUUUCAGUGCUUUUAAAUGAAACCACACAAAGGACACAAUUGCAUUGUGGGACUGUGUAAUCCAGUAACAUGACAGAAUUGGUCAAGGCCUGAUUACUUUUGGCAAGGUGCUGUAAAUGCUUAUGUAAACACUUGAAUGAAAUACAUGCUCCUCUUGUAUGAUUCUUACCACUUUCUACUUUUCCUUGGAAAUGUGUGAACAUACGAUGAAGAUAAAAAAAGGUAGUUCUGACAGCCAGAAACUGAACUCAAGGGAAUGCUGAAUAUGCAGAUUCAAUAAAGCUGAAUAACCCUGGUGACGUCUUUGAUUUCUUGCCACUUCUGAAAAAGAUAUAAAUGUGGAUAUGUGCUCUACUCUUUCCUGGCCGCAUCAUAAGAUGUACAGUAAAGUGUGUAAGGCCAGAUUUUUGGCAGUAAUAAAAAAGUACC
Carassius auratus (goldfish) is the source of this 6437-nucleotide messenger RNA. RefSeq names its product short transient receptor potential channel 5-like. Gene Ontology annotation, biological process: regulation of cytosolic calcium ion concentration; calcium ion transmembrane transport. Bases 755 to 3880 code for a protein of 1041 amino acids. Gene Ontology annotation, cellular component: cation channel complex; plasma membrane. Lineage: Eukaryota; Metazoa; Chordata; Actinopteri; Cypriniformes; Cyprinidae. Gene Ontology annotation, molecular function: store-operated calcium channel activity; protein binding; inositol 1,4,5 trisphosphate binding. The record is from RefSeq and is a predicted model, not a curated record. The transcript is spliced from 11 exons.